GACCCGGAAGCAGACGGCGGGCGUACGGACAUUUAAACGGCGCGGAGCGGCGCGGCGCUGCGCUGCGCGGCCGUCUGGCCCUGUUACUGCACUAUGGAUCCACUGGGGCAUGCAAGAAGUGCUCCUGCCCAAGGUGCCAAGGAAGGAUUAAGCAAGCCCGCCGUUCCCCAGAAGAACGCUUACGCUCGGCUCGUGCAAAAGCACCACAGCGGUCGGUUCCGGUCCUACAUGAACCGCGUUGCACAGAAGAUGCAGCUGGAGGAGAGCAUGUCCAACGAGCACAGCUCGGACCUGGAGCCACCCCUGCGGAGAGGGCUGGUGAAGGAAAACCUGGCCAGGAACGGGUUGAACGUGCGCAGCUAUUCCCCAGUCAGAGCGUCUCACGUGGAACAGCCUGGAGGAUUUGAGAACGAUAAACCCCAAAGCCUUUUCAACAGAUGUCUUCAUAGGAAAAAUGCCAGUGUGAACUCAGAAGGAGACUUGGAGGUGGAGGAAGACUGCUAUGGACAUCGGCACGGAGCUGCGGCUGACCUGUUAAAUAGGAGCGAUGCCGUGGGUGGGCGAGUAUCAACCGGCCCGAGGCACAGCGCAGCGCUGCAGAAGUCUUCUGGUUCUGAUGAAAAGGAUGAGGAGGACACAUGGAGGAGGAAACAUAAGAAACGAGGCAGGUGUCCUGCCAACACAGAUAUGGCAGCUGGACACUUGUUGACUGAGCACUUUAGUGGGGACGUGCUGGCAGCAAAUGCCAGGAGAACCAGUCUCUUGUCUGCAGGUCAAGUCCAAGGUGCAGAAAAGAGAGGGUUUGCAAGGACCAGAAACAACUCGGAAUCUGCGAGAGCUCCCCAGAACUUCGAUAGGAAGAGACAACUUUCUGAAUCGCAGACAGAGACAAUGAGCAAUUCAGACAGCAGAAUAAAUCCUAGACAACUGGGAACUCCCAGAGGAGGAUCCUAUGCUGCUGUCCCAACAUCAGGUGACAGAAAGAAUCGCAAUAAGCCUGCUCGAGGGAAGAAGAAGAGUAUAUUUGAAGCCUACAUGUCAAAGGAAGAUGUUUCAGCAGGACUGAAAAGGGGAGAGCUUAUUCAGGGACCCUUGAGAAUAAAUCCUAAGAAGUACCACGAAGCCUUCAUUCCAUCUCCAGAUGGGACUCGCGAUAUCUUUAUUGAUGGAGUGGUUGCUCGCAACAGAGCCCUGAAUGGUGACAUCGUGGUGGUGAGACUGCUUCCCAGGGAGCAAUGGAAGGUAAUAAAGCCAGAUGGUGGUGACAAAGAAACAGAAGCCACGCAUGAAUCAGAUGUCCCCGAGGACAUGCUGGGGACUUGGGCUCCUCGAGAGGCAGCAAAAGGCGACGCCAAGAGUCCGGAUGUCAUUAUUGAAGCCCAGUUUGAUGAUGAUGAUGCAGAGCAUGGACAAGACCACUUGCAGGACACGUUGGCUCGUGACAUCAAGACACUUUCCCUGGAUACCGCUGAAAAGGUGAAAGCUGCUGGGAUGGGUGCUGUGCACAGAACAAAACAAGAGGAGGUACCCAAGGCGACUCCAGAUCCCAAGCUCCUCCCAGAUAAGUUCCUUCAGAGGACAGCUAAGGUGGUCUAUAUUUUGGAAAAGAAGCAUUCUCGAGCAGCUACAGGCUUCAUCAAGCUUCUGGCAGACAAGAACAGUGAGCUCUUCAAGAAGUGUGCCAUGUUCUCACCUGUGGACCACAGAGUGCCCAGGGCCUACGUGUCUUUGGCUGAUUGUCCCUCGGACUUUGUGGCCAGACCUGAGGACUAUUCAAAUAUGCUCUUCAUCUGUCGCAUAGUGGACUGGAAAGAAGAUAGCAACUUUGCAUCAGGGCAGUUGGCCAAAAGUCUUGGUCAGGCUGGGGAGAUCGAGCCGGAAACAGAAGGAAUCCUGACAGAGUAUGGCGUGGAUUUCUCUGACUUUUCCCCCGAAGCCCUGGAAUGUCUUCCCCAAGGCCUGCCCUGGGUUAUCUCACCGGGAGAGAUGGCCAAAAGGAGAGAUUUAAGGAAAGAAUGCAUUUUCACCAUCGACCCAUCAACUGCCAAAGAUCUUGAUGAUGCUUUGUCCUGUAAACAACUCCCUGACGGGAACUUUGAGGUGGGUGUUCACAUUGCGGAUGUAAGCUACUUCGUACUGGAAGAAACAGCACUGGAUAGAGUGGCGAGCGAGAGGGCAACGAGUGUCUAUUUAGUGCAAAAGGUGAUCCCAAUGCUUCCCAAGCUGCUCUGUGAGGAGCUGUGCAGUCUCAAUCCCAUGCGAGACCGCCUGACGUUCUCUGUGAUGUGGAAGGUGACUCCAGAAGGCAAGAUCCUGGACGAAUGGUUUGGGAGGACAGUCAUCUGCUCCUGCGCAAAGCUGAGCUACGACCACGCACAGAGCAUGAUAGAAAACCCCGGGAAGGUGUUCUCACCCGAAGAACUGCCCCCUAUCUCCCCUCAGCACUCAGUAGCUGAGAUCCAACAAGCUGUGCUGAAUCUGCAUCACAUCGCCCGGCACCUCCGCAAGCAGCGCUUCAUCGACGGUGCUCUGCGCCUGGACCAGCUGAAGCUCUCGUUUACCUUGGACCAGGAGAGUGGGAUGCCUCAAGGCUGCUAUAUCUAUCAGUACCGGGACAGCAACAAGCUGGUGGAGGAGUUCAUGCUGCUGGCGAACAUGGCCGUGGCCCAUCAGAUCUACCGCUCCUUCCCCGAGCAGGCACUGCUUCGCCGCCACCCGCCGCCCCAGAGCAAGCUGCUCAACGACCUGAUGGAGUUCUGCCACCAAGUCGGCCUUGAGAUCGACUUCAGCAGCGCAGGCAGCCUGCAUAAAAGCUUAAAUGAAACAUUUGGAGCUGACAAAUACUCUGAAGCCAGGAAAGAAGUGCUCACCAACAUGUUCUCCAGGCCCAUGCAGGAGCAGAGGAUUGGCAGUGCAAAGCCACGUCAGCGCCCCUCAGAAAGGACAGAGCUUCCAAGCAGGAAGAGGACUUCUCACUACCUACCCCUGCUACUGGAGCAGAUGGGAAAAUCAGCCCCGUCCACCCAUCCCCACAGCCUGUAAUGGAGGAGAGCACAGCUCUGAGCUGGCAGCUGCAGAGCGGGCUGACACAGGGCUGGGCCGUGGCUCUGACAGAUGGUGCGGAGAGGCCCCGUGUCCCAGCGCACGGCUCCAGGUGAUGGAGCGGGUGUCUCGGGGACAAGGCCGCGUCCAGCCAGCUGUAACAAAAGCAGGUUGAUCCCAUGCUCGUGCCACACUGCCUCGUCCGUCUUGGCUGCGUGCUGGUGGCCAUCAGCCUCAUGGAGGAGGCAGGCGGUGGGUAACGCGGGUGUCUGCCUGGAUUGCCGCACCAGGAGCUCGUAACAGAUGAAAGAGCAGUGACAUAUCAUUUUUCAGGGGCUCAGUCACUCGGGGAUUCAAUCUGUCCGCAAGAGCAGAGCCAGCCCAGGUUGGCUGGGGCUGAUUUAUUUCCAGGCUCCUUAUUGUUCUCCUGGGAUUGUGGCAGUCAGACCCUGGGGCUUUGCGACCACUUGCUAGUCAAAUCUGCUAAUGGGAAAACAUCUGCUCUACAUCAGGCUGGUAUUACUGCGGAGUGCCGUCGUGGUAAUGAGGACAGGUAGCAGACAAGUGCCAGCGUGUAACCCUACCACGGCCCAAAGGAGCAUCCCAUCCCAUCUCCCAUCCCUGGAGGCACCAAGGCCAGGUUGGAUGGGCCUGAUCUGGUGGGGGGCAGCCCGCCCACAGCGGGGGUUUGGGGCUGGGUGGGCUUUGAGGUCUGCCCCCAACCCACACCACUGUAUGAUUUUAUGAUUCUGAGAUUCUGCUGUGACAUCAAGCUAUUCCCAGCCUCAGCAAGGGUCAUCGCUCGCCAUAAGGGUGCUGAAAGCCGGACCAGCAGCAGCUGGACUUGGCACAUCCAUCAGGAAACGCCCUGGAUAACAGCGGGCAGCAUCUCUGUGACUUCUCUGAGCGUGUCUCCCUGCCCGACCGCGCAGAGCCGCGUUCAGUGGGAGCUGAACUAAUUGAGUGGAGACCAUACUUCGUGGAGUCCAUCAGAAACAAUUUAGUUCUGGGUUGUGGAAAUUGGCAGCUCCUAGCCCUGCUCUUGGGUCUCAUAAUAAGGCCGGGACCGACGCUGCUUUUUUUAACCUGCACUAUUUACUUGCCCGGAUCAGUGCGUUGCUGCUCAGCGGGAGCUGGCUGCGCCGCCGUGCUGGAGAGCGGAGGAUGCAGCUGCCCAAACCGUGGCUCCCACGACAGCUCUGUAAUCAGAGCUGCCUACUCCUGUUUGUUUUAAAUCACUUGCUCUUAUUUUUAAACGGGUUCAUUCAAUCGCCACUGUGCCGUGACCCCGCUGCCACCCCCUGACCCCGCAGCCUCCCCUCCCCGCCUGGGCUCGGGCUGUGUUGUUUUCCCAGCCCCGAGGGCUGCUGUUUCACAGAUGUAAAAAUAAAAGCUGUAACACGUGUGAUGAGAACAGGGGCGGCAGAGCCUGCGGCCAGACCCAGAACCCGGAGAGCUCAGGCUCUGUCUUGCUGGCUGAGAUCCCUCCAGCCUCAUGGUCCUGCACUGCCCUCCUUUCUCACACCCUCCCCUUGC
Gallus gallus (chicken) is the source of this 4578-nucleotide messenger RNA. RefSeq names its product DIS3 like 3'-5' exoribonuclease 2 (gene DIS3L2). Lineage: Eukaryota; Metazoa; Chordata; Aves; Galliformes; Phasianidae. The transcript is spliced from 18 exons. The record is from RefSeq and is a predicted model, not a curated record. Gene Ontology annotation, cellular component: P-body; exosome (RNase complex). Bases 94 to 3042 code for a protein of 982 amino acids. Gene Ontology annotation, biological process: miRNA catabolic process. Gene Ontology annotation, molecular function: RNA binding; 3'-5'-RNA exonuclease activity.